This is a messenger RNA of Kuraishia capsulata CBS 1993, 1104 nucleotides long. RefSeq lists its product as uncharacterized. Gene Ontology annotation, biological process: fructose 6-phosphate metabolic process; UDP-N-acetylglucosamine metabolic process; protein N-linked glycosylation. The transcript has a single exon. Lineage: Eukaryota; Fungi; Ascomycota; Pichiomycetes; Pichiales; Pichiaceae. Gene Ontology annotation, molecular function: L-glutamine:D-fructose-6-phosphate transaminase (isomerizing) activity; carbohydrate derivative binding. The record is from RefSeq and is a predicted model, not a curated record. The coding region runs from base 1 to 1104 and encodes 367 amino acids.
AUGAAGGGUAACUAUCCUCAUUUCAUGCUAAAGGAGAUCUGCGAACAACCAGACUCGACAUUGAACACUAUGAGAGGUAGAGUGGACUUUGCCAAUCACAAAGUCACUCUGGGUGGAUUGCAAGAGUUCCUUCCCGUGAUGAGAAGGUCCAGACGUAUAAUUAUGAUUGCAUGUGGUACUUCAUACCAUUCUUGUCUUGCCACAAGAUCGAUCUUUGAGGAGCUGACGGAUAUUCCAGUAGCCGUCGAGCUUGCCUCCGACUUCAUCGACAGAAAAUCGCCUGUCUUCAGAGACGACGUUUGCGUUUUUGUCUCUCAGUCUGGUGAAACUGCCGAUUCUCUGCUCGCCUUGAAAUACUGUAAAGAGAAAGGUGCCUUGACUGUUGGUAUCGUCAACACCGUGGGCUCCAGCAUUUCGCGUGAGACCAACUGUGGAAUCCACAUCAAUGCUGGUCCUGAGAUUGGUGUUGCUUCCACCAAGGCUUACACUUCUCAGUACAUUGCUCUCGUGAUGAUGGCGUUGCAGGUGGCCAAUGACCGCAUUUCCCAGAUCGACCGUCAGACCGAGAUCAUCGAAGGGUUAAAGAGAAUACCCGAACAGAUCUCGACCGUAUUGAAACUUGAAUCCAAGAUUAAACAGUUGUGCAAGGACCAUCUGAAGGGCCAGAAGUCACUACUGCUGUUAGGAAGAGGUUAUCAGUAUGCCUCUGCUCUGGAAGGUGCUUUGAAAAUCAAGGAGAUUUCCUACAUUCAUUCCGAAGGUGUCAUGGCUGGUGAGUUAAAACAUGGAGUUCUCGCCUUGGUUGACGGUGAUCUACCAAUCAUUGCCUUUGCCACCAGAGACUCCCUCUUUCCCAAGGUUCAGUCUGCCAUCCAGCAAGUAACUGCUAGAGAUGGACGUCCUAUCAUUGUCUGUAAUGAGGGAGACGACGUUCUGCCAGCAGACCAGACCUUGGCCACCUUGCAUGUGCCAACCACAGUUGACUGUUUGCAAGGUCUUUUGAAUAUCGUGCCAAUGCAACUCAUCAGUUACUACCUUGCGAUAGAAGAAGGCCAUGACGUGGAUUUCCCCCGUAACUUGGCCAAGUCUGUCACAGUGGAGUAA